Hibiscus syriacus is the source of this 2058-nucleotide messenger RNA. Its product is annotated as T-complex protein 1 subunit eta-like. The transcript is spliced from 14 exons. Gene Ontology annotation, molecular function: ATP-dependent protein folding chaperone; ATP hydrolysis activity; ATP binding. The record is from RefSeq and is a predicted model, not a curated record. The coding region runs from base 69 to 1751 and encodes 560 amino acids. Gene Ontology annotation, biological process: protein folding. NCBI's taxonomy places the organism in Eukaryota, Viridiplantae, Streptophyta, Magnoliopsida, Malvales, Malvaceae. Gene Ontology annotation, cellular component: chaperonin-containing T-complex.
UCCCUGCUCUCUUUGUCUCACUCUGCAUCUCUCUUCCUCCGAAAACAGAAAGCGGAACCCUAGCAGCAAUGGCAUCCAUGCUGCAACCUCAAAUCAUUCUUUUGAAAGAAGGGACAGACACUUCCCAGGGGAAGGCUCAGCUAGUCAGCAACAUCAACGCUUGCACCGCCGUGGCUGAUGUGGUUAGAAUGACCCUGGGGCCCAGGGGCAUGGAUAAACUCAUCCACGAUGGCAAAGGAAAUGUAACCAUUUCCAACGAUGGCGCCACCAUCAUGAAGCUUCUUGAUAUUGUCCAUCCUGCCGCCAAGAUCCUCGUUGAUAUUGCCAAAUCUCAGGACUCCGAGGUUGGUGAUGGUACUACAACUGUUGUACUGCUAGCCGGAGAAUUUUUGAAAGAGGCCAAGCCUUUUGUUGAGGAUGGAGUCCAUCCUCAAAAUCUUAUCCGUAGUUAUCGAACUGCUUGCAAUUUGGCUAUUGAGAAGAUCAAAGAACUUGCUGUCAGUAUAGAGGGUAAAAGUCUAGAAGAGAAGAAAAGCUUCUUAGCUAAAUGUGCUGCAACAACACUUUCUUCAAAACUCAUUGGUGGAGAAAAGGAGUUCUUUGCAUCAAUGGUUGUGGAUGCUGUUAUUGCCAUUGGCAAUGAAGAUAGAUUAAAUAUGAUUGGAAUUAAGAAGGUUCCUGGUGGUAAUAUGAGGGACUCUUUUUUGGUUAAUGGUGUUGCCUUUAAAAAGACAUUUUCAUAUGCUGGUUUCGAACAGCAGCCAAAGAAGUUUUUGAAUCCCAAAAUACUUCUGUUAAACAUCGAGUUGGAACUGAAAUCUGAGAAAGAGAAUGCUGAGAUAAGACUUUCAGAUCCAUCACAAUAUCAAUCAAUUGUUGAUGCGGAAUGGAAUAUCAUUUACGACAAGUUGGAUAAAUGUGUGAAGAGUGGUGUAAAAGUUGUUCUCUCACGGUUGGCUAUUGGUGAUUUGGCAACACAGUAUUUUGCCGACAGAGAUAUUUUCUGUGCUGGUCGUGUAACUGAGGAAGAUCUUCACCGGGUGGCUGCUGCAACUGGUGGAACCAUACAGACAUCUGUUAACAACAUAAUUGAUGAGGUUCUGGGAACAUGUGAGGUUUUUGAGGAAAAGCAGGUUGGAAAUGAAAGGUUUAAUAUAUUCAGUGGUUGCCCGUCAGGACGGACAGCUACCAUAGUUCUACGUGGUGGAGCUGAUCAGUUCAUUGAAGAAGCUGAGAGGAGCUUACACGAUGCAAUUAUGAUUGUUAGAAGAGCUUUGAAGAACUCUACUGUAGUUGCUGGAGGUGGUGCAAUAGAUAUGGAGAUAAGUAGAUACUUGAGGCAGCACGCACGCACAAUAGCUGGAAAAUCUCAACUUUUUAUCAACUCUUAUGCAAAAGCACUUGAGGUUAUCCCACGGCAGCUUUGUGACAAUGCUGGCUUUGACGCAACAGAUGUGCUGAACAAAUUAAGGCAGAAGCAUGCACUUCCAUCUGGUGAGGGUGCACCUUAUGGAGUGGACAUCAACACUGGUGGAAUACUAGAUUCAUUUGCAAACUUUGUGUGGGAGCCAUCAGUUGUAAAGAUCAAUGCCAUCAAUGCUGCAACUGAAGCUGCAUGUCUUAUUCUUAGCGUCGAUGAGACUGUCAAGAAUCCCAAGUCGGAGAGUGCACAAGGAGAAGCUGCUGCAAGUGCCAUGGGCGGCAGAGGGCGUGGAGGUGGUUUCCCUGGCCGUGGAAUGAGGAGGCGAUAGGGAUUCUCUACAACCCCUCGUUUUUGUUAUCAGAAUUGGUGUCUAAUUUAAUCAGAAAAUGAGAGGUUUUAGUUAAUUUAGUUUUUUUUUUUAUUUAUUCCUUUGUAUUCGGAUGUGGGAUUGAAUGCUUAGCUGCUUUUUGAAGUGUGGCUGCUGCGUUCAUUUGCUGUAGGAAACUAUACUCCUCCCAUUGUUCUGUUUUUCAAAGGGAUUUUUGUCAGGACAUGAAACCGAAUUAAACCCCAUUCCUGUGUGGAUGUUGAAAUUUUAGGGUUAAAUCUUGAAGAAAAAACAUAAUUGAAUUUCA